AUGUUCGACACGGUCUGUACGCUUCCGCUUCCAUCGGAUCUGUUCUCUCAGGCGAUUCACCCCGAGGAACCGGUAGUCUCUGUUGGUCUUGCUUCGGGCCACGUUCAGACCUUCCGAUUGCCUUCUGAGGACUCCGAUGAAGAAGAUGAUACUGCUUCUAACUCCUCCGCUCGCAAUGGCAAGGGCCACAUUGACACCAUGUGGAAGACCAGACGUCACAAGGGUAGCUGCCGCACUCUUGCAUUCAGCACGGAUGGAAAUACGCUCUACUCGGCCGGAACUGACGGCAUUGUGAAGGCCGCAAAGACAGAGACCGGCCAGGUCGAAAACAAAAUUGUGAUUCCGUAUGAGAAGGACGGAUCAGUGGACUGCCCAACUAUUGUCCACGCUCUUUCCCCGCAAACCCUCCUUCUUGCUACCGAUUCGAGUGCGCUGCACCUAUACGACCUCCGCGUCCCAUACUCCAAGGUCUCUGCGAAGCCUGAACAGUCGCACCACCCCCACGAUGACUACGUCGCAUCCUUGACCCCUCUACCCGCCUCCGAUACUAGUACUUCGGGUUUCAGCAAGCAGUGGGUCACCACUGGUGGUACCACUUUGGCCGUGACCGAUCUCCGGAGAGGCGUCAUGGUGCGCAGUGAAGACCAGGAAGAGGAAUUGACCAGUUCGGUUUUCAUGGGUGGACUGCCCUCUAGCGGAACCAGCCGCGGUCAAAAAGUGAUUGUUGGAGGUGCCAGUGGUAUCAUGACCUUGUGGGAGAAGGGUGCGUGGGAUGACCAAGACGAGCGGAUCCGUGUCCACCGCGACAAUGAGGGCGGUGAUGCCAUUGAGACUAUGGCCGUUGCCCCUGACUUCUUGGGUAAGGGCAAGCUUGUGGCCGCGGGUCUGAGCAACGGACAAGUGAAGUUCGUGCGCAUUGGACCAAACAAGGUCGUCUCCGAGGUUAUGCACGAUGAGAUCGAGGGUGUUGUGGGCCUAGGCUUCGAUGUCGAGGGCCGUCUGGUCUCUGGUGGUGGUCAGAUUGUCAAGGUCUGGCAUGAUACUGGGGAUGCAGGCGCUGGCGCUGGAGAUAAGCACAUGAUGGAUUCUGAGGACAGCGAUGACGACUCAGACAGCGAGGCGGAGCCUGAGGAGCGUGUUGAGGAACCCAAGGAUCGCAAGAAGCGCAAGAAGGGCAAGGGCAAGGACAUGAGUGGCGGACAGCAUGUCAUGGCCUUCCACGAUUUGGACUAA
Messenger RNA from Penicillium nucicola, 1233 nucleotides. Its product is annotated as WD40 repeat domain-containing protein. Gene Ontology annotation, molecular function: protein binding. Bases 1 to 1233 code for a protein of 410 amino acids. The record is from RefSeq and is a predicted model, not a curated record. The transcript is spliced from 2 exons. Lineage: Eukaryota; Fungi; Ascomycota; Eurotiomycetes; Eurotiales; Aspergillaceae.